AUGUACCAGUGUUCGACAUGCGUUGAACAUAGACAUAAUGGACAUGUGUCAGGCACCUACAUUGGAAACAUGUUGGGGUCCAACCUAUGUACUUGGAAUGGGAAUGGGAACGUGGUUCAAGCCGUCGCAAGAAAUCAUCAUGUGCCACAAGUUCUACUUAGUGGAUCCUUUGAUCAUACAGUAGUCAUGGUAAUGGAAAUGUUUUAUUGGAAGGAUGGAAGGAUACCUUCUCAUACAGGAUUUAAGUGGUCAGUUUCAGCAGAUGUUGAAACUGUAGCAUGGGAUCCACACACUGAGCAUUCAUUUGUGGACCAUGAUGGAUCACAUAUUAAAGGGCUGUUGAUUAAUUUUAUUCAUUCAUUUUGGCCAUCAUUGCUAAAAAUUCCUUCUUUCUUAGUUGAGUUCAUUACACCUAUUGUGAAGUUGAUGGUUGACAAUUUUCUAGUCUUUGGUGCAUUUUUAGCCUUCAAAAUAUUUCAUGGCAUUUUUCUAUACUUGUGGACCUCACGUUCCUAUUUUUUUUUCCUGAUUGAAGAACUUCAACACCUGAGGAAUAGUCUGCCAGAUCAAGUUGUUGUUCAGCACAUUGAAGAGAGAUUAUCUGCUCUAGGGAAUUGUAUAGCAUGCAAUGAUUACGUUGCUCUAACACACACUGAUCUUGACAAGGAAACUGAGGAGAUGAUUGCAAAUGUUCUUGGGGUAGAAGUUUUUAGGCAGACAAUUGCUGGUAACACUCUUGUGGGCAGCUAUUGUGCCUUCUCCAAUAACGGUGGCCUGGUCCAUCCUCAUACAUCCAUUGAAGACUUGGAUGAACUUUCAACCCUCCUUCAGGUCCCUUUGGUGGCAGGGACUAUGAACCGUGGUAGUGAAGUGAUAGCCGCUGGCUUGACAAUUAAUGACUGGACAGCGUUCUGUGGAUCAAAUACUACAGCAACAGAAUUGUCAGUCAUUGAGAGUGUCUUCAAGUUGCGAGAAGCCCAACCUAGUGCCAUUGUUGAUGAGAUGAGGAAAUCAUUGAUUGACAGCUAUGUUUGAGUCAUUAGUUUGAUACAUCAACAAUGCGUUGGACUCUUUUCUUGUAGUUGGAAGGCCUGAAGCACUUGCUCUUUGAAUUACUUUUCACCAUAAUUUUCUAUUUUUGCCUUGAGAAAUGAGCUAUAAAAUGCUGUCUUCUGGUAUAUAUCAACA
Camellia sinensis is the source of this 1188-nucleotide messenger RNA. NCBI's taxonomy places the organism in Eukaryota, Viridiplantae, Streptophyta, Magnoliopsida, Ericales, Theaceae. The record is from RefSeq and is a predicted model, not a curated record.